Molecule: messenger RNA, 323 nt
Organism: Hyaloscypha bicolor E
Lineage: Eukaryota; Fungi; Ascomycota; Leotiomycetes; Helotiales; Hyaloscyphaceae
Exons: 1
Coding region: 11-292 (93 amino acids)
Source: RefSeq, a predicted model, not a curated record
GCCGACUUCAAUGGCCGGGUGCAUUGUUCGUUGUUUCUUCCCUUCCUUCUCCAUCCUAGCCGUUUUCCCCUCUUCACAAACUUUUGCAUCUCAAUUGGAGCACCCAAAAUACUCGUCACCGAUAACACUUCAUGCAAUGGUCAAAUACGCAGUCGACACGGCGUCACAAAUGAGUAGCCGCCGGCGUACCAGGAUAAUCCAACACCACCACACCACAAUAGCGCUCCAGAACCAUGACUUAUUAGUUAAAGAAAUAGAUAUCCGCGCCAAUCCUGGACUUCUCAUCGCCUGAGGAUUCGCUGGGGGCACCGCGUUUGCAAGAG